CCGGUGGCCAGGUGGCCCCAGCCCCGAUGGAGCCGGAGGAGAGGAAGAUCUCGGUGUGGCUCUGCCAGGAGGAGAAGUUGAUCUCUGGCCUCUCCAGACGCACCACUUGCUCCGACGUGGUGCGGGUGGUGCUGGAGGACAACAGCCAGCGGCAGCAGCUGGCCACCCUGCAGGAUUCCGGCGGGGGGAUGCUCUCGGGCCCCCCCGAGUCCUACUGCAUCGUGGAGAAGUGGAGGGGCUUCGAGAGGAUCCUGCCCAACAAGACCAAGAUCCUGAGGCUCUGGGCUGCCUGGGGGGACGAGCAGGAGAACGUCCGCUUCGUGCUGGUCCGCAGCGAGGCGUCCCUGCCCAACACGGGGCCCCGCAGCGCCGAGGCCAGGGUGGUGCUGAGCAAGGAGCGCCCCUGCCAUGGCCUCGGGGCGGCCCGGGCCAGCCUGGCGCUCACGCAGGAGAAGCAGCGCCGGGUGGUGAGAAAAGCCUUCCGGAAACUGGCCAAGAUCAACAAGAAGCGGCAGCAGCCGCUGGCCAAGGAGGCGUCCUCGGCGGAGAGGAUGGAGACCCUGGUGCACCUGGUGCUGUCGCAGGACCACACCAUCCGCCAGCAGAUCCAGCGGCUCCGGGAGCUGGACCGGGAGAUCGACAGGUACGAGGCUAAGAUCCAUCUGGACCGCAUGAAGCGGCACGGCGUGAACUACGUGCAGGACACCUACUUGGUGGGGGCCAGUAGCUGCGAGCUGGAGGCGAGCCGGGAGCUGGAGCCGGGCCCGGGCCCGGACGGGGCGGCCGGGCAGCUGGAGGAGUACGCCAGGAAGUGCGAGGAGGUGCUGCAGCUGCAGGAGCAGCGGACGCGGCAGGAAGAGCUGCUGGAGCACCUGGCUGGCGAGAUCCAGGAGGAGCUGAACGAGCGCUGGAUGAAGCGGCGCCGGGAGGAGCUGGCCGCGGCCAAGGGCUCCAGUUCCAGCCUGUCCGAGCCCGAGUGCAACACCAUGGAGCUGAGCGGCGGGGCCGGCAGCGAGCUCCACGUGGAGCAGGAGCGCGUGAAGACCCAGCUGAGCACCAGCCUCUACAUCGGGCUCCGGCUGAGCACGGACUUAGAGGCGAUCAAAACGGACCUGGAUUACACGCAGCGCGCCCGCGAGGACAAGGAGCGGGAGCUGCAGCGCCUGCUCGAGACGCUGAACACUUUGGACUUCGCGGACACCCAGACGGCAGCUCAGAUCCUCCUCCCCGAGGAGCGCGCUCCCGGCGGCCCUGCCUUACACGAGGCUGGGCUGGGGGCUCCCGUGGGCAGCUCAGACGUCUGGGAGGGCCAGGCCAGGGGGCGGUGCAAGGACUGCGAGGAGAACGAUGAGGACUCGGAUACAGGACUGAGCUCCAUGCACAGCCAGGACUCUGACUCUGUCCCAGUCUGUGAAUCGCUUGUAUAGCGGCCUCCUUCCUUAAGUAAAAUAAGCUCAGGGACCCACAGCGAAAUCCAAACUUGUGCUUCCUCCUUGGCACUCUUAGAAUAUAACUAUUCAUUUUCACAUCCGCCAGCAGAAGAGAUCCUAGAGUGGACUCCUGUGAUAUAUUUCCAUUAGAACAAAAAUGUGUGGUUUUUGUUGUUGUUGUUCUAUCCUUUUGGGGAGGAGGGGGACCACUUUAAAAUCCAGAUGCCAGUUAGUGCCAUAUUAUGGUAAUUUAUGCAAACCGAUGAUGACCAGUUAUCUGGAGAUAACAUAAGCUAAUGGUAAACUACACAGUUGAAGAAUUAAAUGGAUUACACCAUACAAUGUUGACUCUACAGAAAGACUAUACCUGCAUUUUGCUGCAUAGCGACUGUUGGAAAGGAGGUUUGUUGUAGUAGGUACUGUAA
Molecule: messenger RNA, 1855 nt
Organism: Terrapene triunguis (Three-toed box turtle)
Lineage: Eukaryota; Metazoa; Chordata; Testudines; Emydidae
Gene: RASSF10
Product: Ras association domain family member 10
Exons: 1
Coding region: 27-1427 (466 amino acids)
Biological process (GO): signal transduction
Source: RefSeq, a predicted model, not a curated record